Vitrella brassicaformis is the source of this 2544-nucleotide messenger RNA. The record is from the annotation of a GenBank genome assembly. NCBI's taxonomy places the organism in Eukaryota, Vitrellaceae.
AUGGCGGAGAGCGACGUGAGGAAGGGAUGCACGGCAAGAAAAGGGGGACACGCUAAGCAAGUGCACGUGUGUGGUUCUCAGAUAGCCUCUUUUUCGAUCCAAAUCUUCCUGGUCACGUUCAUCCUGCUGGACACCGUCUAUGUGGGCUUUCUGAUCAAGCAGGGGGGGCUGAGGUACUUUGGCUACGGGUGGAACUGCGUGGAAGUCAUUAAUUUGGUAAACAAAGCCACCGUGAAUGCCCCGUCCACACAUGCAGGGGCAUACUUGGGCGAGAUUUGCUGUCUUAGGUGUUGUUCUACAUCUUGAUUGGCCUCCGCAUCCAUGUAUACAUCUACUCUAGCAGCGAUCUGGGUCAGACGGAGAAAUCGUGUGAGCCCUGGGUAAACCUGCCCUGCAUGUAUAUGUGUCUCGUGUCUGUAGGCUUGCGUUCCAAUAGUGUGUCGGAUCCGUAUGAGUUUCGCCCUUACUCAUCCGGUAAGAAUGGCGCUCCUCUCAUCGAUGGCCGAAUGGCCGUGUGUCUCCUGCAGUGAUCCAGUACAUCCAGUUGUAUUCGCGUCUCAUUGCCUUCAAUGCCGUGCUCAUGUGGUCAGCGCCAGCAGACAGGAUGUGUGCGUAUUUGGAAGAAUGCCUUUCUUUAUGUGUGCGUGCGGUUGGUGCCUGCAGGAUGAAGCUUUAUAAGUACAUGGCUCUAUUCGGCGUCUUUCGGUCACUCAUCAGAGGUGGGAGGCUUGGAAACGCCGCCACCUCUGUGCAUCCUUGCAGACUUCAUGUCUUUAUCUCCCUCGCAGCGCUUGAGCACGUUGUGCGUGAGUUGGUUGGCUUUCUGGUGCUCUUCUUCUGCGUUCUUUUUGCUUAUGCUGUAAGGAUGAGAACUAAUCCGAUGCGCGAAUGGCUUUAUGUGUGUGCUUUCCUUCUGAUUCGGUUGCAGCUGGCUCUUUAUGGCGGUUUUGCUGAAGCUUCAGAGAAAUUUGCUACUCUUGACAGUAAGCGCAGGGCACCGUGGCCUUUGCAGGCAUUCAUUAUGUGUGGACACGUGUGUGCAGAUUGUUUCUUCUCGCUGUUCUUCAUGUUGCUGGGCAAGUAUGAGCUCACGCCUCUGUAUCAGGCGCAUAGAUUCUUUGGUCAGCACCGGACCUAUUGGUUGAUGCAUGUGUCCGUUGAACUGCUCUGUCUCCCGGUGUGCAGGUCCCCUGCUGUUCUUCACCUUCUUGCUGAUCGUGUACUUCCUGCUGUUCAAUCUUGUGGUGGCCAUCGUCAUCGACACAUACACACUGGUUGGUACACACAAAAGGGCAGUAAGGACGGCGCCAAGGCACCUGGAGUGUGUGCUGGUCGUCUUCAGAUCUCCGUGUUGAUGGUGAGCGACCAGAAACACGACCCAAUGCUGGUCUUCUUCUAUGUGUACUACCACAAAGUACGCACGCAAAGCCCUCCCACAUAACAUGCACCUACCAAGAGCAGCCAUGCAUGGCCGUGUCCCUCUCCUUGCCUGUCCACCAGGUCCGCGGCAUCGACCUCUUCUGGCUGCACGCCGAGGAGCUGGGUGGCCCCGGCGACCAGAAGAUCAAGCUGACUAAUCUGCCUGGUGUGGUGAUUAAGAAGUACCUCGAGAGAAGUAACAAGGGGCACGACAAGGGGUACGAAGUAACAGAGGGGCCGGAUGUGGAGGACGUCGACCCCGAUGCGCUGGAGAAAAUCGAAGUCGACAGAGUGCAGCUGCAGGUAGUGGGGCAACCAACACCAACACACGUGGAGGGGGUGAGACGGAUACACAUUAUUUCGACAGAAACUGUUGGAUGAGAAUCCCCUCCUCGUUCAAAUGCUGGAGACGGACAACGCUGCCAAGGUAGAAACCAUCCGCCACCGAUUUGUCCAUUGGUGGCUGUGUUUGUGUCAUGUGUAUCCAUCCUCAGGUCAUUCGCCGAUUCAAUGAACGCGCAAAGCAGCCCCUGACAGAAAUCACAGAGCUGCAGGUCAGGCGCCCGGCUGUAUUGAGCUGUCAAUCGUCCGUCUCUCUCUCUCUUUCUCCUGUCCUUGCUGUCUGUGUGCCCACAGGAGCGUGUGUAUCGGAAGCUGGAGAGGCUGGAGAAGUCGGGCAUAGCAUUGGAGUACAGCGAGGUGCCGGCCGUGGAGUCCGUCAGGAAGGGCCUCUCGGAGCAGCUGCAGCGCCUGCAAGCCAAGUGGAAACAAGAGCUGGCAGGUCAGCAAGGGAUGGAGCGAGGGAGCGACGGAGCGACAUCGCGAGAUCCGUGUUGUUGUCUGUGCAGAUGUGUUGAGGACGGCAGCACAGGCGUCUGCGGGGCUCAUCGAUCUGACAAAGGUAUUGAAGCAUCCCAUGCCUGUCCGUCUCAGACAGGUGGACGUGUGUUCAUCUUGGCCCAUCGGUCAGGCGCUGGAAAACGUACAGAUGAAUCACAACACGCUUGUCCGAGAGCUGGCGUCAGCCGAGGACGAGGAGGCGUGAUGAGUUAUGACAUUGUGAUGCAUGUGUGUUCUGGGCGUGUGUGGUAGUGGGAAAAAGUGGUCGUUAACGGUCUUGGCCAG